Messenger RNA from Sinocyclocheilus grahami, 2254 nucleotides. RefSeq names its product UPF0258 protein KIAA1024-like. Gene Ontology annotation, biological process: negative regulation of cell population proliferation; negative regulation of TOR signaling. The annotation marks the transcript as partial. Gene Ontology annotation, cellular component: plasma membrane. Lineage: Eukaryota; Metazoa; Chordata; Actinopteri; Cypriniformes; Cyprinidae. The record is from RefSeq and is a predicted model, not a curated record. The transcript is spliced from 6 exons.
GAUGGGAGCGCUGAAUAGAUCGGAGGGACCAAAUGCACAGUAGGGUACAAAUCCAUAGGCUGUCCUUUCCUCACAAAAUCAAAAAUCAAAACAGCAAUGGAUGCCAUGCCAGAGUAUUCCCUCUUCCUUGUGAGAAUUUUGGAGGAAUUGGAUACUAAGUAUAGCACCGUUUCAUACCAAGACCUUUGCAAGUCCCUGUGUGCCAGGUUUGAUUUGGUCCAUUUGGCUAAGCUGAGGAGUCUGCUGUUCUACACAGCAUGCUUGGAUCCAGCUUUCCCCGCAACCUUAUUCAAAGACAAGAUGAGGUGCUCGGUGGAGGACCAACAGUCCAAGAAGCUCAUGGUGGCGGCGGACAUUGUCACUAUGUUUAAUCUCAUCCAGAUGAAUGGAGGUAUGGCCAAAGACAAGUUGCCAAUGGGUCGGAGACCCAAGUUUCACAAGAACCAGUCCUUUGAGUCCUGUCGAUCUGACACGGAUGUGUAUAAAUUCAACGAUAACGACAGGGGGUACAACCUCAUGGACACCAGGGGUCAUCACGUCUCUCGGAAGUCACCCUGCCCAAAAUCUGACUGCAAUAACUGCCAGCAGUUUAUACCAACCUCAGAACCCAACUUCCUCUUGGGAGUCACCAAGGAUCUGAAAUGUAGGGCAGCAUCGUUGGAUAAACUACAGCAUCUGCCACAGUACUCCAGCGUCAGUCCUCCUCCAUGCGAGAUGCAGAGCACUUACUUCCCCAUGGACAUCGACAGCGAGUCAACAACGGACCAGGAAUCUCUCCACGCCAACCCAGGGAUCAAGGAUGUUUUCGUGUCCAGCAGAGAGCCUUUCACCGUGCACUCAUGCAUGCAAAAGCGGAAUGUCUUCAAAGAGGAUUUCCACAACCUUGUUGCCUUUUCACCCCACGUGAUCACUACGGAGUGCAGAGCGAAUCCCAAAGCUGGUGGCGAGUACCACCACAGGAGGGAGCUGAGCAAGCCUCCCACUUUCUUCAAUCACAGUUUCGAGCUGCCAUACAGCUACAACAGCAACGGCUCACUGUCUCAGGUGACGAAAUCAGACAGGGACAGCUCACCUGAUCAGAACACUGUCAAGCUGGGCAAAACCGGGAUCAAGCUCGACCGCCUCUUCCAGUCACUGGAGAACUCAGAUGAUGAGCUCAAAGAGAGCGUCUGCAAACUGGUACUCAGGAUUGGCGAGAUUGAGAAGAAGCUUGAGUCUCUUUCAGGGGUGCGAGGGGAGAUCUCUCAGGUCCUCUCGAAGCUUACUAGACUGGAUGAGAAGAUUCAAGAACCAGAGGCUAAUGGGAAAUCAAGUGAUAAUGGCCACGUGGAGCAGGUUAAGACCGAUGCGAACCUCUCGCCUCACGUUUUCCAGUGUCACACCACUGGACACAACAUGAAGGUGGAAAAAAGUCCAGAAUGGUGCUGCUCAGAGGCUGAUGGAAGUGAAAUCCUUAGGGUUAAAGCUUUAAAGAAGAGCAUGUUCAUACGCAGGUCAUCCAGGUCGCUAAACGAGGAUAACAGUGCGACUGAAUCCAAAGUGGCCAGCAUCAACAACUCACCUCGAGACUGGAGGACUGUUUCUUACUCCGGGCACACAGGGGACGAAGGGAAAGAAAAUGACCGGCAUAGUGAAGGCAAGGACAGACAUAGGAAACCCAGAGAGAUCGGAGGGACCAAAUGCACAGUAGGGAGGACUUCAAGCAAGCAUGGAAAACAGCCAGCCUGGCCUGUCAAGAGCUUGAGUCUCAAUACCGAAGAAGGUCCUGACUUUGAGAGGUCCUUUUUAAAUGGCAAAGUGGUAAAGGACAAUCACCGUCAUAACAUCAGCACCAUGGAAAAUGACCAGCACUUUCAGUGUGCAAAGGACAAGCCCACUGCCUCUCCCUCAGGAUUCCCCAAGAAGUCCAAUGGAACCAAAACAAAAGAGAUGUCUUCUGUGGCUUGCGGACCCAGUGUUGAGAAAAGAGAGGUUGGGAAAAGGUACAAGGACAAGAGUGUCAACUCUCCAUCAUUUCAGUCGAGCAAUGUGGACAAUGGCAUGAGUGUUGGGACCCAGACGGAACAACCUGAAAGUAGGAAAGCGAAAGAUUACUCCGUUCACAACAAAUAUGGAGAGAGGCCACCCUUAAAACACUCAGAUGAAGACUCUGAGAUGGUCAGCGACGAUAUCAGUGACAUCUUUCGAUUUCUGGAUGACAUGAGUGUUUGCGGCUCUCUUGGAGUUGUGCAGUCAUCGUGCUACAACAGCAACG